CAAUGAUACUCAGCUCUCAGAGCUCAACAGCAAUGGCUUCGCCUUUGCCUUCGGCCCUCCCUCGUUUCUCACUCCUCUCCAAACCUUCACCACCUCAACACCACCGCCUUCUGCUAGCUCCGACCCGACCCGAACUUUCCCGGUUCAAAUGCUUGGCCGGGCAGACCGGGUUCUUCACCCGGCUCGGAAGGCUUAUCAAGGAGAAGGCCAAGAGCGACGUAGAGAAGCUCUUCUCCGGCUUCUCCAAGACUCGGGAUAAUCUCGCCGUCAUCGACGAGCUCUUGCUCUACUGGAAUCUCGCUGACACGGAUCGAGUCCUUGACGAACUCGAAGAGGCUCUGCUGGUAUCGGAUUUUGGUCCAAAAAUCACAAUUAAGAUUGUGGAAAGUUUGAGGGAGGACAUAGUAGCUGGGAAGCUGAAAUCUGGAAGCGAGAUAAAGGAAGCAUUGAAGAAGAGUGUGCUGGAUUUGUUAACUACAAAAGGGAGCAAAACUGAACUUCAACUUGGAUACAGGAAACCAGCUGUGGUUAUGAUUGUUGGAGUUAAUGGAGGUGGGAAGACAACAUCUCUUGGAAAGCUGGCUUACAGAUUGAAGAAGGAAGGGGCCAAGGUAUUGAUGGCAGCAGGGGAUACAUUUCGAGCAGCUGCCUGUGACCAGCUGGAGAUAUGGGCUGAGAGGACGGGGUGUGAGAUUGUUGUGGCUGAAAAAGAGAAGGCUAAAGCAUCAUCAGUUAUUUCUCAGGCUGUGAAGAGAGGGAAAGAACAAGGUUAUGAUAUUGUCUUAUGUGACACCUCUGGACGUCUGCACACUAAUUACAGCCUGAUGGAAGAGUUGAUUGCAUGUAAGAAAGCUGUGAGCAAAGUCAUUCCUGGCGCUCCUAAUGAGAUCCUACAAGUUCUGGAUGGGACGACAGGUUUAAACAUGCUUCCGCAAGCAAGAGAAUUCAAUGAGAUUGUUGGGAUAACUGGUUUGAUAUUGACAAAACUUGAUGGCUCUGCUAGAGGUGGCUGCGUGGUCAGUGUGGUAAAUGAACUUGGCAUCCCUGUAAAGUUUGUGGGUGUUGGUGAAGGUGUAGAAGACCUCCAACCCUUUGAUGCAGAGGCCUUUGUUAAUGCCAUAUUUUCGUAACCCUAAAGGAUGGUCCUUGGCCAGCCAUAUAAGCAACUAUUUAAUUUGAUUGGGGAAAAUGAGGUCAGGAUGAAACUUCACACGUCGAACCACACAUUUAAUCUUCAGAUGAUCAGGAUAUUACUGGCAUAUUGCUCAUAUGGCAAUUUUACUUUCCGGUAUCAUAUUGUUGCUGUUAGAUGAAACUCAACUAGAAUUGAUGCAAAGUUGUGAAGCCUUGAGCUGCAGGGCGGUUGCUGCUGUGUAGGAUUGAAGCGUGGUUCUAACCCUUCACACGGCACUCAUAGAGAGACAAUUUCAACUCCAAUUGAUUAAUUGAACGGAUUCUUCUUGUCCUUUUAAUUUUUUUUUUCAGGGAAAAACUUAUUGAAGUCUCCAACGCAUUUGAGUGUAAUAUCCCUGCAUCUUUGCUUCUUUCCAAUGGUUUGAUUGAGUGUAAGUUAUUUCGCUGGCAACAGGUUUAGGGUUUCUACUUGGGUAACUCAUUUCCUAUAUUAUAUCAUAAUUGAGUUACAGAAAAGUUCGUAAUCUCCAGAUUCAUACUUUGGCAACGGGCAUGUGGUAGAAGGUUAGCACAAGCAGUGUAAGCCAACUUCCCAGUUUUCGUGAGUUUGAAUUUGAACUCAAUUCCUAUCGCAGUGAGAUUUCUUCCACUCACUACAGAACCAUCAACUAUCACCCCUGCCUGCCUAUAAGCGAGUUUUGUUGCAAAGACGAGAAAAAUAAAAUAAAUAGAUAAAUAAUGUGGCUUAUGUAAUGUAAACUAUAUACAAUAAAUUUUGUAAACCAUGCAGUAACAGAAAUCAUUCAGAAUUUACAACCCAAACUUUUACGUGCCAACAACACCCAUCCUCUCAACUCUCUCUGCCCUCCAUCCUUUCUCGAUCUUAGUGCCUCAGUCUCGCUCAUAUCCUCUUCUCACUCUCAGAUGAUCAGAUCUCACCUGGCUUUCAUCAAAGGUAAGAAAUCUAUGAUUGAAUUGAUGGCUUGCUCUGCACUUGAAUUAAAAGUGUAUCAACAUUUCUCUCGUCUCAUA
Messenger RNA from Prunus mume (Japanese apricot), 2166 nucleotides. NCBI's taxonomy places the organism in Eukaryota, Viridiplantae, Streptophyta, Magnoliopsida, Rosales, Rosaceae. The record is from RefSeq and is a predicted model, not a curated record.